AUGUCUCAUCAAAACAUGAAAACUCCAAGAUUUGAAAAUUCCUAUGUUAUUCGUGUGAUUUCAAUAGUUCUGAUAUUGGGAUCAGUAGCAGAAUGUGGAAUACCUAGUAGUAAAUUGAACAAUUUCGAUUAUCCUGCAAUCAAUUGCAGAAAACACAGUGCAAUUUUGACAGAUUUUGGUGGUGUUGGCGAUGGAAAAACAUCUAACACAAAGGCUUUUAAUUCAGCAAUAACUAACCUAAGCCAAUAUGCAAAUGAUGGUGGUGCACAACUUAUUGUUCCACCAGGUAAAUGGCUCACCGGAAGCUUCAACCUCACAAGCCAUUUCACAGUUUUUCUCCAAAAAGACGCUGUCAUUCUUGCAUCUCAGGAUGAAUCAGAAUGGCCCCAACUUCCUGUUUUACCAUCUUACGGAAAAGGUCGAGAUGGAGUAAUUACUGAUAGAUGGUCUAGCAGUCUCAUAUUUGGAACUAAUCUCACUGAUGUGGUAAUUACCGGUAACAAUGGAACAAUUGAUGGACAAGGAUCAUAUUGGUGGAACAUGUUCCGCAAGCAUCAAUUGAAAAUCACUAGACCUAACAUGAUUGAACUCAUGUACUCUAAUCAAAUUCAAAUCUCUAAUCUUACUUUGGUUAAUUCCCCAGCUUGGGUUGUCCAUCCAAUUUACAGCAGUGACAUAAUUAUAAAUGGACUCACCAUCCUUGCACCUAUUGACUCUCCAAACACAGAUGGCAUAGACCCUGAUUCAUGUACAAAUGUUAGGAUUGAAGACAACUUCAUUGUCUCUGGUGAUGAUUGCAUUGCAAUAAAAAGUGGAAUUGAUGAGUACGGAAUCAGAGUUGGAAAGCCAUCUCAACAAAUUAUCAUAAGAAGGUUAACAUGUAUAUCACCUGAUAGUGCUAUGGUUGCAAUAGGGAGUGAAAUGUCAGGUGGAAUCCAAGAUGUUAGAAUUGAAGACAUAACUGCUAUCAACACUGAAUCAGCUGUUAGAAUCAAAACAGCAGUCGGUAGAGGUGCAUUCGUGAAGGACAUUUUUGUUAAAGGAAUGAACUUGAAUACAAUGAAAUAUGUGUUUUGGAUGACAGGUGAUUAUAAAUCACACCCUGGUGAGGGGUAUGACCCAAAAGCAUUGCCUAAAAUCAGUGGAAUCAGUUAUAGAGAUGUUAUUGCGAAGAAUGUGACUUAUGCUGCGAAACUUGAAGGGAUUUCAAAUGAUCCUUUUACAGGAAUAUGUAUUUCUAAUGCGACUAUUGAAAUGAAUGGACAGAAAAAGCUUCCAUGGAAUUGCACUGAUGUUUCUGGAGUUACAAGUAAUGUAAGCCCUAAACCUUGUGAAUUACUGCCAGAGAAAGAGAAGUUGGACUGUUCUUUUCCUAGUGACAAACUGCCCAUUGAGAAUGUUCAGUUCAAGACCUGUUCCUACCAAAGUAGUGUCUUCUGA
This is a messenger RNA of Lathyrus sativus (Indian pea), 1440 nucleotides long. NCBI's taxonomy places the organism in Eukaryota, Viridiplantae, Streptophyta, Magnoliopsida, Fabales, Fabaceae. The record is from the annotation of a GenBank genome assembly.